AAGUUGAUCCAGGCUGGAUAGGGCAUUUAAUUCGUUUUUGAUGCACCUUGUGGUCAUUUUGCGCCAUUUUCUUCAAAUUAUCUUGUGUGUGCCUAUAAACAGUAUUUUGCAGGAGAUAUUUCAGUCCCAAAAAGAAGUUUUGAGGCUCUUUGGAAUCUUUUUUUUUUGUGUAAAGUGAAUGUGAAGUGAACAGUUUAGUCAGCCAUUUGUUUGGUUGUUUGUCUAACAUUUACAAAGAAAGUUAUUUUUUCAUCUGUUGAACUGAAUCAAUUUUUAAACUUGUUAGCUAUUUAGAAAAUAAAACCAUAAAGUGCUAAAAUGAUUUGGAAAUUGAUUUUGGUUAAAACUGAAAUGAAACGGUCAAAAGGAAAUGGCAAAUUAGGAUUAAGAGCUAUCAUUGAGGUCAACUUCUGACCUCUUAUCAUCUCAAGCUUAAUUAGGUCAUUUUGCUUGUGACAAAUUUUGGCUCUUUGUGAGAUUUUUGAACAAGAUGGAGGUUGAUCCACCCACAUCAACAACUCCUCCUGGAACAAGCUCUGGUGGUGGAACAUUAAAACGGUCAAAUAGUGCACCAAUGAUAAAUGUUCUUGUAUCUUCAGAAAGCUUUAAUCAGCCAUGCACGUCAUCUUCAUUCAAAUUUUCAGAUGCUUCGCGUUUGAGACGAUUUAGCUCGAGUAACAUGUCAUUAAAUUCAGCCAUGGGAAUGGGCUUGAGUAUCAAAAUACCAGACCGAAUAAACCAAAUAAAACAAGAAGAAAGUCACAUAUCACAUAGAGAAACUGCUGGUGAAAAAGUUGUUCGAUCAGCGAUUCAAUUUUCUACAUCUUGGGACUGUUUGAGCCUAGAUGAUCAAGACACAUCUUCUGAGGGGAUGUUAUCAAUUGAUACGAGUUCUGGACACAGACCACGUUCAUUUAGUGAAUCGUUACACAUUAUGCCGAGUCCCAGUUUAUUGUGUGGUUCUCCUUCACCUACUAGAGUUGGAAAACAGUGCUUCUCCCCAUCAAUGCAUGUGCCAAUUAAAAGCAGUUCUUUUUCACAUAGUCCUAGUCCAAGCCCGACUAGAAAAACUUUCAUCAGAAGUCUCAGUCCGAUAGCCAUGAGACCAAGCCCAUUUAGGAAACGAAAAUACGAAGCAGAUAGUGAUAGAUCAGAAUAUUUGAGCCCACCAAAGAAAUUUCACACCAAUCCAAGUCCUCCAGAGCGAGAUCGUGUUUUGGCUCAUCCUUUAGCUCAUAGUGGUUUGGCUCACCCAUUGUCUCACAGUGUAUCAGGAAGCAGUAUUGAAGAUCACAGAGAGAGUGACAGAGGGUCUCCUUAUUCUCUACCAACGACAGUUCAAUCACACGACGAUAAAAGCCUAUACAACUUCAUGCCUUUACGAGAUACCAACUCGCAGGAUAUUCAUAUGUCUGAUUCAGAACAUUUAGAAAUGAGCGAAUCACAUGAUAUGACAGAAAAAACUGUUCCUGGACAAGUUCUAACAUUCUCAUCCUACCCUGGCUCAAUAACUUCUGGUGAUGACUAUUAUUUAUUAUCAUCUGGAAUGGUAUCAAUGGAAACUACAAUAGGAAAUAGUAAUGCUGAUCUAUGGAAAUAUGUUCAGCCAACUGGCAUUGUAUUAGAGAUGGUCAGAUCAGUUGUAUCUAAUAGAAUCAGUAAAUCUGGUGCUGAAUGGGCUGCUUCAUUUGCUAAUUUUAACAGUGGAACGUAUAAUAAUGAAUGGAUGAUAGUGGAUUAUAAAAGAUUUGUACCAGGUCAAACCAAAUUGAUUCCGGGUCUACUCACAGUUCUUGAACAAAUUCCAGGGUAUAUAAAGUAUGCUGAUUUAACAUCUCUACUAGAAACCACGUCCUAUUUCCCCAGUUAUAAUGUUGCAUAUUUCCCUGAGAUAUUUAAUAUGAGUGGUGGAAAUGAAAUGGUGAAGAAAUUUGGUGAUUGGUUUUCCUAUAAUUAUACUGCUAGAGCUAAUAUAUUCCGCCGAGACCAUGAGAAAGCACAAGAUAUAGAUUCAGUGAUGAAAUUAAUGAGAUACAACGAUUAUAAACAUGAUCCUCUAUCAAGAUGUAACUGUACUCCACCAUACAGUGCCGAGAAUGCUAUAUCUGCAAGAUGUGAUUUAAACCCAGAUAGUGGUACCUAUCCUAUACCAUCUCUAAGUCACAGAGCACAUGGUGGAAUUGAUAUGAAGUUGACUAAUUAUGAAUUGUUCCAGUCAAUGGAGAUGAUAACUGUAGGUGGACCGACAUACGAUGAUUUACCACCCUUUCAAUGGAGCAAAUCAGACUUCUCUUCCCAGUAUUCCCAUGGUUAUAGCCAUAUUAAGGCUCAUCUGGUGUAACAAUGUUUAUUAUGUAUAUAUAUGUAAAUGAAAUUGUAAAUUAUUAAAACGAUAAUUUUGAUAUUAUGUGUGUAUAUAUUAUGAGUAUGUGAUUAUUUAAAUCUAUAUCAAACUAUAUUUGUUGAUAUAAUGAUGAAUUAUGAUGUUAGAAUUGGUGUUGUUUUGCCAGUCAUAUCUGAAUGUGAUUUCUGUCACCUUUUGAAGACUUUUUUACUUAAUAGCUGUUGACAAAUAUUGCCGAUAAAUUUUUAUAUUGAAAAAUUAAUUUGUUCCUUAGUGCUCUUGUAAGAUAUGUGGUAAAGUUUCUUCUUUCCCUUCUUUUUCAUUUUGCACACCCUCUACCAACGAAUACUAACAUUGUGCCAAAAUAUCCUUAAUGAUCAUUCGAAUUAUUUAGAAACACAAGUCAAUAUAUUAAUAUAGACUUGUAAAGAACUGAGGAUGUGUUUUCAGUAGACCAAAUUGAUAUUGAUGGUACUAAGUGUAUAAAAUUGUUAAAUGUAGUAAUUUAUCAGGUGUUUAUUGUAAACAAAUUAUUUCAGACUUGUUAAAUUAUACAAAAUAUUAUUCAAAUAUAUUAUUCAUAUUAAAAAGUUGAUUUUAUGAAAA
This is a messenger RNA of Lottia gigantea (owl limpet), 2950 nucleotides long. RefSeq lists its product as hypothetical. Lineage: Eukaryota; Metazoa; Mollusca; Gastropoda; Lottiidae. Gene Ontology annotation, biological process: phospholipid catabolic process. The transcript has 9 exons. Gene Ontology annotation, cellular component: extracellular region. Gene Ontology annotation, molecular function: glycerophospholipase activity. The coding region runs from base 491 to 2341 and encodes 616 amino acids. The record is from RefSeq and is a predicted model, not a curated record.